This is a messenger RNA of Sinocyclocheilus grahami, 330 nucleotides long. RefSeq names its product succinyl-CoA ligase [ADP/GDP-forming] subunit alpha, mitochondrial-like. Gene Ontology annotation, molecular function: succinate-CoA ligase (ADP-forming) activity; succinate-CoA ligase (GDP-forming) activity. Bases 70 to 330 code for a protein of 86 amino acids. Gene Ontology annotation, cellular component: succinate-CoA ligase complex (ADP-forming); mitochondrion. Lineage: Eukaryota; Metazoa; Chordata; Actinopteri; Cypriniformes; Cyprinidae. Gene Ontology annotation, biological process: tricarboxylic acid cycle. The transcript is spliced from 4 exons. The record is from RefSeq and is a predicted model, not a curated record.
UAGCAGGACUACUAUGUGCGCUGUCGUUUAGGUCCAUGUCUGUCCGGUGUCAUUGGUGAAUGACCGAAGAUGUCUCAUAGCAGGUUGUUUACCCGGUUGCUCUUGCAGCAGGCCGGGGUGAGACACUGUUAUACUGGCAACAGGAAGAACCUUUACAUCAACAAGAACACUAAGGUCAUCUGUCAAGGCUUCACAGGAAAACAGGGCACAUUUCACAGUCAGCAGUCUCUGGACUAUGGCUCGCAGUUAGUAGGAGGAGUGUCUCCAGGCAAGGGGGGCAAAACACACCUGGGUCUGCCAGUCUUCAACUCUGUGAAAGAGAUGUUAUAG